AACGUGUACGCCGGCCACCGCAGGGCCGACAACCUACCCGUUGCCAUUAAACACAUCCCUAAUGAUGACGUCUACUGCACACAUGAGGACGACGAAGGGAACAAAAUUUCCAUUGAGAUCGCCAUCAUGUUGAAGCUCUCGGCCAAAUCGGAGGGGGCAUCGCCAUACCUUACCUUGCUGGACUGGUACCAGUUAGAGGAGGAGCUGGUGAUGGUGAUCGAGAGGCCCAUCCCCGCUACGGAUUUAUUUGACCAUAUCAUGGGCAAAGGAGGCUUCGUGAAGGAAAAAGAUGCCAAGAUCAUACUGAGGCAGCUUGUCGAUGCGGCGCUCGAUCUGGAGAACAAGAACAUUUUCCACCGGGACAUAAAGGUGGAGAACAUCCUGAUCGAGACAAGUUCGAAGGUCCCACGAGUUCGCGUUAUCGACUUUGGUCUGAGCUGUUACGACGAUAAAAAAGAGACUUAUCAUGAGUUUUUCGGAACUACAUACUCCCCAGAGAUUCUCCUUAGCAAGGGGUACAAAUCAGGAUCCACCACAGUGUUUCAGAUUGGAGCGGUGCUGUUUAACACCCUUCACAAAUUCGAAAAAUUUGACCCGUUAGUUUUUUAUUUAAAGCGUCAAAAUCUCCCCCAAAGCAUCUCCAAGAACCGCAAAGACUUCCUCCAGAUGUGCCUGAGAAAUGACCCCAACGAACGUCCCACACUGGAGCAGCUGAAGAAUCACCAGUGGCUCAGAAAAUCCGAUAAGACCUCAGCACACAAACACAAAUAG
Pungitius pungitius (ninespine stickleback) is the source of this 771-nucleotide messenger RNA. Its product is annotated as serine/threonine-protein kinase pim-1-like. The record is from RefSeq and is a predicted model, not a curated record. Gene Ontology annotation, biological process: regulation of mitotic cell cycle; negative regulation of apoptotic process; protein autophosphorylation. Gene Ontology annotation, cellular component: cytoplasm. The transcript has 6 exons. Lineage: Eukaryota; Metazoa; Chordata; Actinopteri; Perciformes; Gasterosteidae. The annotation marks the transcript as partial. Gene Ontology annotation, molecular function: ATP binding; protein serine/threonine kinase activity.